Maniola jurtina (meadow brown) is the source of this 1694-nucleotide messenger RNA. RefSeq names its product T-box transcription factor TBX1-like. Gene Ontology annotation, biological process: cell fate specification; positive regulation of DNA-templated transcription; regulation of transcription by RNA polymerase II. The record is from RefSeq and is a predicted model, not a curated record. Gene Ontology annotation, molecular function: DNA-binding transcription factor activity, RNA polymerase II-specific; RNA polymerase II cis-regulatory region sequence-specific DNA binding. Lineage: Eukaryota; Metazoa; Arthropoda; Insecta; Lepidoptera; Nymphalidae. Bases 111 to 1220 code for a protein of 369 amino acids. The transcript is spliced from 9 exons. Gene Ontology annotation, cellular component: nucleus.
GCCGACGACAGAAGCGUUCGCCUCGCGCCACUGGACGCGCGUUAGAUUAACGUACAGAAAACUGAUUUAUAACGUCCCGUUGAAAAAAUAAUAAGCUGCUAGGAGAUGUGAUGGAGGGCCAGGACUGGCGCGACGACUGGCACCAGCCGCGCCAGAUGGACGGCGUGGUAUCAGGACAAUUUCCGCGCGGCGGUUUCCACUUGCACUCGUUAGCGGAACGAGUGAGCCGUGACCAGGAUCAGCUCCCAGUGCUUCCCCCGCUGCACAAUGCUGUACGAGACAGUGCAGUGUGUUCGCGGAGCACAUACUCUCCGCUGCAAGCACUCAGUGAGAGCACCUGCCGCGACCACGGCGCGCAGUCUGCGCCUCCGCCGCCGCAACCACCGCCCAGGAUGCAGGUAUCCAACCAAAACGUAACGCUGCAUCCGGCAGUAGCUCGCUGCAGUGCGACCCUCGAGCUGGCCACAUUGUGGCGAAGCUUCCACGAGCUCGGCACUGAGAUGAUAGUCACCAAGGCCGGGCGCAGGAUGUUCCCUGCCCUGCAAGCGCGUUUGUCUGGUCUACUGCCCAACGCGGACUACUUGCUGUUGGUGGACUUCGUGCCUCUCGACGAUAAGAGAUACAGAUAUGCUUUUCACAGUUCGAGCUGGGUAGUAGCGGGCAAGGCGGACCCGGUGUCGCCGCCGCGCAUCCACGUCCACCCCGACUCGCCGGCCGCCGGCGCGCACUGGAUGCGGCAACUCGUCUCCUUCGACAAGCUCAAACUGACCAACAACCAGCUCGACGACAACGGCCAUAUAAUCCUUAACUCUAUGCAUCGCUACCAGCCAAGGUUGCACGUGGUGUACCUUCCCGGGGAGGGGCAGAGCACUGCCCCGGGCACCGUCCCGUACCGGACGUUCAUCUUCCCUGAGACCGGCUUCACUGCUGUUACAGCCUACCAGAACCACCGGAUAACACAAUUAAAAAUAGCGAGCAACCCCUUCGCGAAAGGCUUCAGAGACUGCGAUCCCGACGAUUGCCCCCCGGAACAAAGCUCACAACGCAGCACCCCGCGGCGCCGAGAUCCAGCACCAGUGGAGCCCUACCCGCUAGCGCAGCCCUACGCGGGAGACCCUAGCGCGAGCGGCCCUCUUUACGCCGCGCACGCGCAUACAGUUCGAUACCAACCACACACUGGUCACAAUAGUGCCUACACUGCAUACUACGCGCAUAGAUAAAAUUAAUACUUAGUAAAGAAACUAUAGAUUAAUGUGAUAUUGUAGUUUGUAAAGAUAACAAAAAUUAUUUAAUAUUUAUGCAGAGCCAUAGCAGACAGUGCUUUUAGCAUCAGCGAUUGGUAUUUUACGACUGCAUUGAUGCUGCAACUGCAGGUGGUACUUAAUAUUAUGUGUGGAGAGGAGCGUUCAUUCGCGGCAUCGAGCUUAUGAAAAGCAACUGAAUUGCUGAUCGCUGGUGCUAAAAGCAUCUUGUCUACUAUGGCCUUAAGGGCGCUUAUGCUCUAGUUUGAUCUGAACCUAGAAAAUAAGGGUGAGAAAAUUUGGAAUGAUUAAGGAUGUCAACAUUAUUCAAGUACUUAUUAUCAGUUCACUCUCUCAUUACGUACAUAUUAUUAUUUUAGCGUUUCAUUAUUCGUACCGUCUUGAUAUCGUUGGGGGUCUUUUGUUUGACGGCCUUCCUGGCGCUGUGGUCUU